Oppiella nova is the source of this 489-nucleotide messenger RNA. The record is from the annotation of a GenBank genome assembly. Lineage: Eukaryota; Metazoa; Arthropoda; Arachnida; Sarcoptiformes; Oppiidae.
AUGUCUGAAUUCAGUGAACUGGGCAAAGACGACAAAAUAGGACUUUUGGUGGACGGCUUUCCUAAAAUUAUUAGCCUUUUAUCAGUUCUUAAUUUUAAUUUUGAGGAGGGAUUCUGGACCUUACCCCUUGACAAUGAAAACGCGGCACAGCUUUCUAUGGAUAUAAUCAAGAAUCACGAAUUGCUUCCCACAGAAAUACAUUAUAAAUUCAUGCAAAAAGUUCAACAAGAAUGCAAAUCCGAUAUGAUCAUGCUUGAUUUGUUAUCCGCUGUUUUACUAUUCAAUCCAAACGGUUCAAUUCUGGUCCAUAAGCAUUUUAUUACAUUACAACAGAAGACUUACAUGUAUUUACUUCAACGCUAUUUAGAGAUUAAACACAACUCUAAGAGUGAAUCCGAGACCCGAUUCCGAAGAUUAAUGAAUUGUAUGAAUGACUUACAUCUCAUCAAUGAGUUUCGUAUUCAAAACUUUACGAUAUUUGGUGUUUGA